AGGUCAAUGUUACUGUAUGUUCUUAUUCUCUAUAGGGUUGGUUUGAAGGGCACAAGGAUCUCUACAAGGACGUCAUGAUGGAGAAUCAGCCGCCCUUCACAUCACCGGAUGGAUCCAGUACUGGGAGAUGUCCCCGUCCUCCCCACCCCACUCUGGAACAUCACAACGACUACAAUAUAAAAGUAGAGGAUUCUGAUGAUGAUGAUGAAGAGGAGGAGGAGGAGUGUAUAAACAGUGAUCACUCAUGUAAUGAGGAGAAUUUCCCCACAAAGACUGGCACAGAUGGAUCCAGGGACAGAAACCCACCAGAGAGAUGUCCCCAUAUUUUGGAUUCCCCCGAGGAGGGUCACAGAGAUUUAGAGGAUGAUCAGGAGGAAUUAUUUAAUGUUGUUAAAAUGGAAGAUACAGAUGAAGAGGAGACAUGUGCAGGGGGUGAUCUGCUGUGUAAAGAGGAGGAAGUCCCUUCAGAGAUCAGUGCAGAUGGACGUUAUAUUGAGAACACAUCUCAGGGGCUAGAUAGCCCAGGAGAAAAUGUUGUCACCCCAGAUAUCCAUCAAGGACUCCACAGCCCAGAUAAAACUUUAGAGACAUUUCCUACAGAAAACACUGACUUCCUUAUUACGCACCAGAAAACUGACGUCAUCAAGAAGCCAUACUCCUGUCCACAGUGUGAAAAGUCCUACACCAAGAAAUCCAACCUCAUAGAACACAUCAGCGCUCACAACGGCGAGAAGCUACAUCCUUGUCCAGAGUGCGGGAAAUUCUUCACCCAAAAGUCGUAUCUCGGACAGCACCAAAAAAUUCACACGGGUGAAAAGCCGUAUUCCUGUCCGCAGUGCGGAAAGUGCUUCACUCACAAAACCAACCUGGCCGAGCAUAAGAAAAUUCACACGGGCGAGCGGCCUUUUUCUUGCUCGGUGUGCGGAAAGUCUUUUACCCGGAAGUGUUACCUGGCCAGCCAUGAGACCAUGCACACAGGCCAGAAGCCUUUCUCUUGUUCCGAGUGUGGGAAAUCCUACAACAAGAGAUCCAAUCUUCUGGAACAUGUUAGAAGUCAUACAGGGGAGAAACUCUUUUCCUGCGAUAUUUGCGGGAAAAGCUUCACGCAGAGGUCCUACCUGGGGCAACACCAGAGGAUUCACACAGGGGAGAAGCCAUUUAUGUGUUCGGAGUGCGGCAAAAGCUUCACCCAUAAACCAAACCUAGCAGAGCACAUGAAGACCCACACAGGGGAGAAGCCCUAUUCCUGCCCGGAAUGCGGGAGGUGUUUCGCCCGCAAGUCAUUCCUGGACGAUCAUCGGUCCAUCCACAGCGGGGAGAAACCCUUUUCCUGUACAGAGUGCGGGAAAUGCUUCAGGAAGGAACCAUCGCUUAUUUUCCAUCAGAGGAGCCACACCGGGGAAAAGCCCUUUUCUUGUGCACACUGCGGGAAAUGCUUCACUCACAAGUCAUAUCUAGUGAGGCAUCAGAAGACCCAUCGUGAUUAGAUACUGUGUUACUGAUCAGGAUGUGGGAGGGGUUUUGUUCACAGAUCCAAUCAGAUUUAAAAAAAAUAACUUUCAUGGGAGGAGUGGGUGGAGUGUUUGUUUUACAUGACUAUGUGCUCCAAUCCAACUAUAUUUUGUUUCCAUACAUCUGUUCUUCCAACCUCCAUGGCCCUAAUCACGUGAACUUGUCUCUAAUCUUUUGGCCUGUUUGUCCUUGUCUUUUGAUCCAGGUGUCCCUGUUUCUGUUUAUUUUGUACCCCAACCAUCUACUCUCUAUUCCCAUUCCCCAUAACCUCUAGUUCUUUAAUCUCUAUACCCCACCAGUCCCUUGAGUCGCUAUACCCCACCAGUCCCUUCAGUCUCUAUACCCCACCAGUCCCUUCAGUCUCUAUAUUCCCCACCAGUCCCCUCAGUCUCUAUAUUCCCCACCAGUCCCCUCAGUCUCUAUAUUCCCCACCAGUCUACAUACCCCGCCAAUCCUUCGGUCUCCAUAACCCACCAGUCCUUCAGUCGUAGUCCACAAAUUCUUUAGUCUCCAUACCCCACCAGUCCUUCAAUCUGCAUCACCCACCAAUCAUUCAUUCUCCACCCCCCCAAUCCUUCUGUUUUUGUCAUCCUCUUGCCCAAACCCUCUACUCUCUAUGUCCCUUCCCCUUAAACUAUAGUCCUUUAAUCUCUAUACCCCACCGAUCCUUCAAUCUCUAUACCCCACCAAUCAUUCCGUCUCUAUACCCCACCAAUCCUUCAAUCUCUAUACCCCAAUAAUCCUUCAAUCUCUAUACCCCACCAAUCCUUCAAUCUCUAUACCCCACCAAUCCUUCAAUCUCUAUACCCCACCAAUCCUUCAGUCUCUAUACCCCACCAAUCCUUCAGUCUCUAUACCCCAUCAAUCCUUUAAUCUCUAAUCCCCACCAAUCCUUCAAUCUCUAUACCCCACUAAUCCUCCAGUCUCUAUAGCCCACCAAUCCUUCAGUCUCUAUACCCCACCAAUUCUUCAGUCUCUAUACCAACCAAUCUUUCAAUCUCUAUACCCCACUAAUCCUUCAAUCUCUAUACCCCACCAAUCUUUCAAUCUCUA
This is a messenger RNA of Rana temporaria (common frog), 2565 nucleotides long. RefSeq names its product zinc finger protein OZF-like. Gene Ontology annotation, biological process: regulation of transcription by RNA polymerase II. The transcript has 5 exons. Bases 75 to 1487 code for a protein of 470 amino acids. NCBI's taxonomy places the organism in Eukaryota, Metazoa, Chordata, Amphibia, Anura, Ranidae. Gene Ontology annotation, molecular function: DNA-binding transcription factor activity; RNA polymerase II cis-regulatory region sequence-specific DNA binding. The record is from RefSeq and is a predicted model, not a curated record.